This is a messenger RNA of Drosophila ficusphila, 1282 nucleotides long. RefSeq names its product protein bassoon. The transcript is spliced from 7 exons. The record is from RefSeq and is a predicted model, not a curated record. Lineage: Eukaryota; Metazoa; Arthropoda; Insecta; Diptera; Drosophilidae.
GCAUUACAAGCCGCAGACAGUGGACGGCAGACCGCGGAUUCCGAUUCCCCUCGGCAGAAUUCAAGUUUAAGCCCGGCUCAAACCACUCGACCACUCAGUUCCAAGCGAAAUCGCGACGCGACAACAACGGACCACGGCUCAAACGAAACAAAAUAAAAAUAAAUAAAAACAACAGCAAAGCAUCUAGGAAAGGUGCGCAAAAUGUUCGUCUUACUGGGAGUUCUCUGCCUGCUGCAGACGGUUAACUUGGUGCCAGCUCAGCUGAUUACGCUGCGCGAUGGCAAGGUGGGCGUGAACUUCGCCGGAUUCCACGCGGAUGCGGGACUCGGCGGACUCCUCACGGGAAAUUCUGCCCACGGCGGACUCAGCGCCUCGGCGGGAACUCCUUGGGGAGCGAGGGCAGCUGCCGGACUCGGUGGCAAUCUGGAUGGACGAGCCGCUGGCGUUGGUUACGCCGCUGCCCAAGCAAAUCCUUCCGUGGGAGCAAGUGCCCUUCUGGGUGGAAGUGCCGGUGAACAUGGUUACAUUGGUGCCGAGGCCCACAGUCCGGGUCGCAAGGCUAUCUCCUCUUCUCAGCACACCGUUCAACCAGCAUAUCCUGAAGAUCCUGCUCCUGCUCUUCCGAAUCCUGAAGCUCCGCAGCCAACCGCCAGCAGUCACAUCCAGAAGGUCAAGCCGCCGAAGAAGUACACGCUGAUCAAACAAAAUCCGGACCGCAGCGAAAUCAUUGAAAAUCAUGUUAAAGCGGCCGCAGAUGUCGAUGCGGUGGAUAAACACCCGCCCCCGGCUGCCCCGCCCACUUCGCAAUUGAUAAUUGUCAAGCGACCACGCCUACAUGCAAAGCGUCAGCGGCAACGUGUCGUAUACGUGAUGCAGCAACAGCCGCAGCAGCAGCAGCAACAAUAACAACAACAAGAAAUUCCGGACGUGGAAGCCCAAAAGGACGAGCCGCAUUCAUCCGUGCCGCUGAAGAGUAAUGCCAAGGUGGUCCACGCCCACAAGGUGAAGACCGUCCAGCGACAGGCCGUGAACAACCGCUUCGUGGCACCUCAGGCCCAAGGACCCGUGGGUCUGGCCCUCGAUAUUCCCAUUGGCAUUCUGCGAUCCUUGCAACAAUCCUUGACCAAUCUGGCCAAUGGUGGACCGCCACCACCGCCUGCUGCUGCUCAGGACCAUGUUCAUUAGGCUCAAAAUAAUACUAGAGAUUUAGAUUCGCUAUUUUUAAGAACCCCUUAAACACACAGAAUAAAAUAAAUAAAGCAUUUACGCAGAAAGCAAGGAA